CCUUGCGUGCUCACGUGACAGGUCGGCGAGGCCCGGCUCUUGCAGUCGUCCAGGCCAGCGAAGAUGGCGGCCGAGAGGGAACCUCCUCCGCUGGGGGACGUGAAGCCCACCGACUUCGAGGAGCUGGAGGACGGAGAGGACCUGUUCACCAGCACGGUCUCCACCCUCGAGUCAAGUCCAUCCUCUCCUGAACCAGCCAGUCUUCCUGCAGAAGAUAUUAGUGCAAAUUCCAAUGGCUCCAAACCUGUAGAAGUCAUUCUAGACGAUGACAGAGAAGAUCUUUUUGCAGAAGCCACAGAAGAAGUUUCUUUGGACAGUCCAGAAAGGGAGCCUAUCCUCUCCUCCGACCCUUCGCCUGCAGUCACUCCUGUCACGCCCACUGCACUCAUUGCUCCUAGAAUCGAAUCAAAGAGUCUUUCUGCUCCAGUGAUCUUUGAUAGAUCCAGGGAAGAGAUUGAAGAAGAAGCAAAUGGAGAUACUUUUGAUAUAGAAAUUGGUGUGUCAGAUCCAGAAAAAGUUGGUGAUGGCAUGAAUGCUUACAUGGCAUAUAGAGUGACAACAAAGACUUCUCUUUCCAUGUUCAGUAAGAGUGAGUUUUCAGUCAAAAGAAGAUUCAGUGACUUUCUUGGUUUGCAUAGCAAAUUAGCAAGCAAAUAUUUACAUGUUGGUUACAUUGUGCCACCAGCUCCAGAAAAGAGUAUAGUAGGUAUGACCAAGGUCAAAGUAGGUAAAGAAGACUCAUCGUCCACUGAGUUUGUAGAAAAACGAAGAGCAGCACUGGAGAGGUAUCUUCAAAGAACAGUAAAGCAUCCAACCUUGCUUCAGGAUCCUGACUUAAGGCAGUUCUUGGAGAGCUCAGAGCUGCCGAGAGCAGUUAAUACACAGGCUCUGAGUGGAGCAGGAUUAUUGAGGAUGGUGAACAAGGCUGCCGACGCUGUCAACAAAAUGACAAUCAAGAUGAAUGAAUCGGAUGCAUGGUUUGAAGAAAAGCAGCAACAAUUUGAGAAUCUUGACCAGCAACUUCGGAAACUUCAUGCCAGUGUUGAAGCCUUGGUCUGUCAUAGAAAAGAACUUUCAGCCAACACGGCUGCCUUUGCUAAGAGUGCUGCCAUGCUAGGUAAUUCUGAGGACCACACUGCCCUAUCUAGAGCCUUGUCUCAGCUUGCAGAGGUUGAGGAGAAGAUAGACCAGUUACAUCAAGAACAAGCUUUUGCCGACUUUUACAUGUUCUCAGAACUUCUUAGUGACUACAUUCGGCUCAUUGCUGCAGUGAAAGGUGUAUUUGACCAUCGGAUGAAAUGCUGGCAGAAAUGGGAAGAUGCUCAAAUUACUUUGCUCAAAAAACGUGAAACUGAGGCAAAAAUGAUGGUUGCUAAUAAACCCGAUAAAAUUCAACAAGCUAAAAAUGAAAUAAGAGAGUGGGAGGCGAAAGUACAACAAGGAGAGAGAGACUUUGAGCGGAUCUCUAAAACAAUUCGAAAAGAAGUGGGAAGGUUUGAGAAAGAAAGAGUGAAAGAUUUUAAAUCUGUUAUCAUCAAGUACUUGGAGUCAUUAGUACAAACACAGCAACAGCUGAUAAAGUACUGGGAGGCAUUCCUACCUGAAGCCAAAGCCAUUGCCUAGCGAUAACGUUAUUCCUGUUAAGGAGACAUUGGAUUCCUCAGUGAGAUCAUCUAGAAACCAUCUAAAUAAACCACUAUAUAUUUUAUGAAUUACAUGUGGUUUUUUUAUAUAUAAAAACCUAUGCGCUGACAUUUUAUUACAAGCUGCAUGUCCUGACCCUCUUUGAAUUAAGUGGACUGUGGCAUGACAUUCUGCAAUAUUUUGCUGAAUUGAACACUAUUGUGUCUUAAAUAAUUGCACUAAAAAGUGCACCGCAAGGCCAGAAAAUUUUACAAUCUUUUUUCUUUUAUGUUCUGUAGUAUGUUUACCCUCAUGAAGCAAAUUAGCAAAUGCAUUGAUUAAUGUUCACUUAUACAUUCCUGUACAGAAAUUAUGAUUUUGUGAUUAUAGUAAUAAAAUGAUAUUACUUGUGAAAUAUUAGUAAUAAAUUAUUUGAGUAUUUAACAUGUUAGGGAUCUUUUUAGGAAGAAAUACUUCUAAAUGUAUAUAGUUAAUACUGUCAUUCCUUAAAUGUUUUAAUUGAUAGAAAAUGCCAAGUUCUUACAUUGAAUAGCUAAAUGAAGUUUAUAUAUUUUCUUAUAAAACAACCCUAAAUCAGGGAACAAUGAUCUUGAUCAUUUUAGGUAAAGAAGAGAAUAUUAUAAAUUUAGGAGAGGUUGGGCAUACAAUCAUGGCUGUAAUCCCAGCACUUGAGAAAGCUGGAGUAAAUAGAUCAUUGCAAGUUCGAGGCCAGUCUGGGCUAGAGAGUCAAAACAAAGGAUGGUGUUUGUGUUUCAGUCAUAUGUGUCAUGGGUAUCUUUUCCUUUCUUUUUUUUUUUCUUUUAGCUCAUCUUGUUAUCUUCAAAUGUUUUAUUGUUGCCUCUGUUUCUGUUUUAAACUGAAAGUAGGUCAUCUGUAGUCAAGAUUGACAAGGAAUUGGUGCCAUAUUAAAACACCAUGGUUUGAUGAGUAGCCAAGGACAGCAAAAACAAAUUUGAAGGAAAGUGAAAUGCACUGUGUCUUUGGCAGCUUCUCACAGUCUUUGUGUGCCCUGUUUAGAUGACCGAUGUGCAUUGCCUAAUGAUGAUGAAAUUAUAAGUUAUGACUGGCAUCAUUAAUUUUCCCCCAGUCGGGUAACAGCAAUAUACAGUUGAAGAGGUGUGUAAACUUGGUCAAUCAAACUGCAUUCCUUGUCUUUGGCAUCUACAAAGCCAGGAUCUUCAGGGCACAGCAUGAGGGAAAGGAAGGUGCAUGGAGGGAGGCAGUGACACACUGGGCUUCUCUAAGAUUGCCUAUUCAACAUACUGCUCAGAUAGCGAGCAAUGGUCAGCUGGUCACAUGGUCCUGAAAUGGUGAGCUUGUUUGCAGCAUCUUCCGCUGAACACUGAAGUCCCCUUUGACUCCACUGUCUGGUGCUUGUUCAGUGGUAUUCUAAGCAUGCUGGAGUAGUUAGCAGUAGGGCUCUAGGCCGGCCAGCAGACGUUUAACACCACCACCCUGCCAUCCAUAUGCUAAAUGACCUUGGGUUACUUAUUCCAUCUUAUCCGGGUUCUCUUGAUCCUUCACUUGUCUGAGUUACAUUCUGAUUACAUAUGGUGCCUUUGACUCUCCAAAUUUUUAGUUUUUACUAAGUCUUCUUAAGCUGGGUGUGGUGGCAUAUACCUUUAAUGCUACUACUUGGGAGACUGAACCAGGCUUGGGAGUUUGAGGCCAACCUGGCUACACAGAGAGAGACCUUAUCUCAAAAUAAACAAGAAAAAACUCAAGUAUUUUUACUAAAAACAUCCAUUUAUUUGAGUUGAGCAUGGUGGCACAUAUCUAAUCCCAGCACUUGAGAGGCUGAGGCAGGAUCAUGAGUUUGAGGAUAGUCCUAUCUCCAGAGUCUCUCUCACUUCCAACCCGCUACUAUUCCUAUCAAAAGCAUGCACACAAAGGAAGCCUUUCUGGAACUCCUUGACCACGUCUCCCUGUGUCUUACUGGAUAUGUGAAGUGCCCCACAUGUCCUGAGUAUGAGUUUUGGUUGAAUGUCAGCACCACUGUGGGUCUGUUCACAUGAGACUGCUAGAAGCCAGGAGAGUACCUGUCACAGUGUGUGCUAAUAAAGACUCAAUGGACUGAACAGGAAAAACGAUCCCAGAAGUUAUAAAAUAAUGUUUGCGUUUUAAGAAAACUACAGAGAAGGAAUGCAACCUUACAUCGCUGCGCUGCUUACAUUGAAAAUAGCUUUGAUCCAGGGAGUGGUGGCGCAGGCCUUUAAUCCCAGCUCUCCGGAGGCAGAGGUGGGUGGAUUUCUGUGAGUUCCAGGACAGCCAGGACUGAUUCACAGAGAAACCCUAUCUCGGAAAACAAAAAAGAAAAAGAAAAUUAAAAAAAAAAACAGUUUUGAGAAAUUAGUAAUUUGUAGUAACACAUACCAGAUGUCCUCUACCAUGAAUAUUGAACCUAGGUGCCAGUGAGAUACCUCAAUAGGUUAGGGCACCUGCCACCCAUCUUGACCCUAGUUUGAUCCCUGGGUCCCACUUGAUGGAAUAGACUCCCAAAAGUCAUUUUGUGACCACAUGUACACUGGCAUGCAUGCCCUCCCACGCACAAAACAAAUGUAAUUUAAAAAUAAAUACAUGUAGGGCUGGAGAGAGAUGGCUCAGAGGUUAAGAACACUGACUGCUCUUCCAGAGGUCCUGAGUUCAAUUCCCAGCACCCACAUGGUGGCUCACAACCAUCUGUAAUGAGAUCUGGCACCCUCUUCUGUAUACAUAAUAAAUAAAUAAAUCUUUUUAAAUAAAUAAAUACAUGUUAAGCAAAAUUGAGAAUAUAGUUUCACUUGAAGGAUGGCCUAGUAGUAUAUCCAUAGUUGUAAUUCCAAACAUGUGGUUUACAUAUAGCUAAGUAACAGUUAUUCAGAUCCAAGUUUACAUAAUUAGAAUACUCAAUAGCUCCAAGUAAUUUUCAGUUUUGAUGAAGCUUUAGAAAAUAACCAGAACUUAAUUCCUCUCGCCCACAUUUACUGUUAGUGUGUUGGAAACCUCAGAUAAACUGUGUGAGCCUCUGCUCCCUCCCAGCAUUUUAACUUCACUUACUGAUCUUCUUAUCUCCUCCGGAUAUUUCUAAAAUUCCCCCCGAGGGGCUGGAGAGAUGGCUUGGCGGCUAGGAGUGCUGGCUGCUGCUUUCCCAGUGGACCUGGGUUCCAAUUCCGGCACCCGCACAACUGCUCACAACCAUCUGUAGCCCAGGUUCCAGGGGAUCCCACGCCCUCUUCUGGCCUCUGCAGGCAUGAGGUGGUGUGCAGACAUCCAUGCAGGCAAAGCACCCAUACACAUAAAAUUAAAAAUAAAAUGCUUUCUUUCCAAAUGAAUAAAAAAAAAGUUGUAUUGGUUUAUAAUCAUGUUUCCUUUGUUUAAAUCAUAAACUUGAAAAAGGACCAAAACAACAGGACAGUAAACGAUUGGACUUGGGUCGUGAACCCAGUCUUGCUUCUGUUGCUUAGCGGCUAUGUUGACUUUGCACAUGCCACUUAUAUGUUUUAAGAUUUAGAAGAGAGUGUGUGUGUGUGUGUGUGUGUGUGUGUGUGUGUGUGUGUGUGUGUGUGAGAGAGAGAGAGAGAGAGAGAGAGAGAGAACAUGACCUCAAACGUGGUCCUCCUGCCUCAGUCGCCUGCAUUGUGGGAUUACUUGGUGUAUGGCAUCACACCUGUAUACAUCUCAUAUUUAAAACAAGUUCAAGGAAAAGUUUUAAGAAAAAGUAUAAGGGCUGGAGAGAUGUCUCAGAGGUUAAGAGCACUGGCUGUUCUGCCAGAGGACCUGAGUUCAAUUCCCAGCAACCACGUGGUGGCUCACAACCAUCUGUAAGGGGAUCUGGUGCUGUCUUCUGGCCUGCAGGCAUACAUGCAGACAGAACACUGUAUACAUGAUAAAUAAAUCUUUUUUUUUUUUUUUUUUUUUUUUUGGUUUUUCGAGACAGGGUUUCUCUGUGUAGCUUUGCACCUUUCCUGGAACUCGCUUUGGAGACCAGGCUGGCCUCGAACUCACAGAGAUCCGCCUGGCUCUGCCUCCCGAGUGCUGGGAUUAAAGGCGUGCGCCACCACCGCCCAGCAAAUAAAUCAUUUUUAAAAAGCAUAAUUAAAGGACUAGAGAGAUGGCUUAUCAGUCAAGAGCACUGGCUACUGUUCAAGAGGACCUGAAUUUGGUUUUUGGUACCCAGGUUGGACAACUCCAGGGGGACCCAACAUCUUUGGUCUCUGAGGACACCUGCACUCAUGUGCACAUAACCACCAUACAAUUAAAAAAUAAGACUUUAAAAAUAUAAACUCUUGGUUCUUGAUUAUUUUUCUUGCAUAUUUUAUUUAAAAUAUUCGAGCCAAGUAUAAUUAACAUUUUUAAAAUUAUGUGUACAUGUGUUAAGUGGAGGUGAACUGAUCAGCAAAUCAGAUCCUAGCCAGGAGACACAGGCAGGAGAAUUGCUUCCAGUUUGAAGCAGGACCCUGUCUACCACUCCAUCUCCCUCACAAAAAAAAAAAAAAAAACAGCAACAAAAAUUUCAAAUCAAAGAUAAUAGUCUACAUCUAUUAAUAAAGUAAAAUGAGUAGAAUUAUGAGUCCUUUUUAUAUUUUCAUUUAGGUAUUCAUAUGUAAGUGAUCUAACUGAUCUCUGUUAGGGAUGGGGAACUUUGGUGGAAUGCUGGCCCUUGAAUGCAUACAGCCUUGCCUGGGUUUGAGCCCAGCACUACAUGAACUGGGUAUGGUGGCAUAGAACUCAUCAUUUGGAGAUAGGAGAAUCCGAAGUUCAAGGCUAUCUUUGGCUACAUAGUUCAAAGGCAGACUAUAACACGCCCUGUCCCACAAACAGUUAUAUUAAUGUCAAAAUACUUUUUCACCAUUGCUCUGUUCUUUCUUUAUGGCCCUGACCUAAUAAAGCCUCUGAGUCUGAAGUGUUUCACUUGGGGUUUAAAAUGUAGACCAAGCCUCUGAAGGAAAUUGGCUUUCUCCAAAGCAAGGAAGCCAAGAAGAAUUACAGAAGUUAAAUGACUUUUCACUUAAAAUUUUUUUUAUUGCAUACAGUGUAUAAAAUGGUUAUGUUAUUUUCAUAUAUAUUGAUCAUAUGUUACCCCCAUGUCCUGUCUUUCUCUUCUGAUGUUCAUGUCCUUUUCAAUCUGGAUUUUGAAUGUGAGACAAUACCUGCAUUUGUCUUUGCAGCCUGACAUUUCACUUAACACGAUGCUCUCCAGCUCUAUCCAUUUUCCUGCGAGUAGCACAAAUCCGUUUUUCUUCCUGGCUGAAUAAUACCGUGUUUCGUCUAUACCACAUUGUCUGUCUUCCUUCAUCCAUCGGUGGGUACCUGAGCUAAUUAACUAAUUUAUGUAGUGUGAUUAGUGCUAGGAUAAACAAGAGCGUUCACGUGUAUGUAUUGUAUGCUGAUGCAUCUGUUCAGGGGUGGUAGAGCUGGAUCGUGGGGUCAUGCUCAUUUUAGGUUCUUAGGUAACCAUAAUGAUUUCCACACAUUCUGCCAACUGCAGAAGGGGGCAUAUGCACCCUACAGCAUUUGCUCUUUGUUUUCUUGUUAACCAUUCUGACUAAGGUGAGGCAGAAUUUCAGUGUGGUUUUAAUCUGCAUUUCCCUCAUUGUCUAAAUAUGUUGAACAUCCCUUACAACUAAUUUCUUAAUCCAGAUUUCUAAAAGAAUUACAGAAACUUUCCUAUUUCUGCCCCAAUAGCUGUAACCAAGCCAAAUGGCAACUUUACCUCUUUUGUCAUGGUUCCCCACAUGGGCAGUAGUUCUCAUCUGAAUCAGGGAGACAGCCGAUAUAUAAUAGUAACUACAGACAGGCUGAGCAAGCUCUGCCUAUUUGAACAAGGGUGGUUGUAAGGAGAGAAAGUGACAAGGAAUCCCAGUCACCAACUUAGGGACAUUGAGACAUUUUCAUCAUAUCUUACAUUCAACUAGUUAAAAACGGUGUGACGGAAUUUUAAAACAUUAUUUAAGAGACUACUAGAGAGAUGGCUCAUCACUUAAGAGUGUUUGGUGCUAUUUCCAGCAGGCCCAAAUUCAAUUCCCAGCACCCACAUCAUAGUUCACAACUACCUAUAGCUCCAGCUUCAGGGGUCUGAUACUCUCUUCUGGAAUUCCCUAGCAACCUCAUUUAGACAUCUACACACAAUUUUUAAAAUGUUUAAAGAAAUGUGUAUGACAGGGCUUGAAAGAUGGCUCAGCAGUUAAGAGCACUUGCUGCUCUUACAAAGGACCCAGAUUCAGUUCCCAGCACCCAAAUGGUGGCUCACAACCAUCAGUAACUCCAGCUCCGUGGGAUCUGAUACCUUCUCUGGCCUCCUUGGGUACCAGGCAUGCAUAUGGUGCACAAACACAACAAAACACACACAUGCAGGCAAAACACUCACACACGUGAAACCUGAAACGAGGAAAAUAGAUACGUGUGUGAUCUGUCUUUGUUUCAAACUACAGAUAAAAGACCAAAUAGAAUCGCCACGCCUUACCUAAAAUUCACAAUAAAUAAAAUCAUGCCUAACCUUUACAGUAAAGGAGGUUAAGUAAUAAUGGAGGCCAAACAUGGAAACUGAGAAGAUUAUAUUUCCUAGAGUCAGACUCUUAAAAAGUGAAAAGUAACAGGUAAGAUUAAUAUUUUAAUAUGUGGCCCAACCUAUCGAAUGUUGAGAUGUUUUGUGUUGUCUUCUGCAUCAAAGUUUUGAUCCUGGUGUGUGUUUUAUACCGUCUUCAGAUCUUUAGUCAUUGCUUGUCAGUUGUCGAGUUGGCUGCCGGCUGUGCCGUGGACAGCAUGGGUUUAGACAACGUGUACAGGAGUAACAGCUGUGCAGCAGGGAGCUUAUUUACACCCUGACUCCAGCGAAGAAACUGAAUGUGCAUAAAGGAACUCCAGGCUAUCCUGCAGUCAGAUGCAGUUUAGGUACAGGAUUAUGUAGCUGGUGUGUGUGUGUGUGUGUGUGUGUGUGUGUGUGUGUGUGUGUGUACCGGGUACUCAACAGCCGCUCUGAGUAACACCUACCACUUGACCUGCCAGUUGACAUGGGCUGCCUGCCCAGUUCUCAUUCCAGAUAAGGAGUUCGGAACCUUAAGUUGUGGCUGGACUAUGCUGUGUGUGUGUUAACCAUGUGCAAACUUUUUUUUUUUUGGGGGCGGGGGGAUGUGUGGUAAGUUCUUCAAGAUUCCUGUUGUGUCAAAUGUCCUAGGCGGUCCUUUGGGACCCAGGACCAGUUUCUUAACACUGUUGUUUCAGAAGCUGCUAAGAAUAGCUGGCUGCAGUCAAUAGGGAAGUUGGGGCUUGCCGUCUAAUUCUUCAAUGCACGUGAAAUUUAGAAUGCCUGUUUUCCCUUUCCAUUGCAUGCUUCUAAAAAUUCCCGAAGACAAAGGCUCUGAAGUGUUUUUCUCAAUUGGGGAAGAACGGGGGCGGGGGGGGGGGGUAAUUAAAGACAAAUACAGUUGAACCACCCAUUCGAUGUUGGUUUGUUUGGGACAGGGCCUCACUCUCUAGCCCAGUCUGACUGGAAACUCACUGUGUAGCCCAGGACAGCAUCAAACUUAAACUCAAGGUGAUCCUCCUGCCUCAGCCUCCCCAAAUCUGGGAUUACAGGUAUGUACCACUACACCUGAGUUUACCUACUUGUUAAUAAACAGAACUUAUUUUUUACUAAUGUCCAUUAACAUGAUAAACUAUUCUAAAGGAAUACUUUGAAGGGGAAAAUGUUCUAUUUUAAACUUACACAUGUAACUUUAAUAAAACCGAAUACAAACUUA
Messenger RNA from Peromyscus californicus insignis, 9362 nucleotides. RefSeq names its product sorting nexin 2 (gene Snx2). Gene Ontology annotation, biological process: intracellular protein transport; early endosome to Golgi transport. Bases 64 to 1623 code for a protein of 519 amino acids. The record is from RefSeq and is a predicted model, not a curated record. Gene Ontology annotation, molecular function: phosphatidylinositol binding. Gene Ontology annotation, cellular component: endosome membrane; endosome; retromer complex. The transcript has 15 exons. NCBI's taxonomy places the organism in Eukaryota, Metazoa, Chordata, Mammalia, Rodentia, Cricetidae.